AUGGUUAGAUGUCCCAUUUGCUCCAAGUCUAUGGACAUUGGUGCCAUUAACGCACAUCUCGAUCAAUGCAUGGCUCAGAAGGAGCCAAAGAAACCAGUUUCUGCAAAGUCAGUCUUAUCCCAUGGAAAGUUCAAGGGUGAAGGCAUCACUAGCCCCAGUCAAAAGACGGUUGUUGAAAUACCCUCCGAACAAGACAACUACGAUCUAACAACCAACUUAUCCUCCUCCCCAACACAGAACUCGAGUGUUCCUUCAACAGAGCCGGCUACAAAGAAACAAAAACUGAAUGAAGCUACAGAUAUCAAAAAAUUGCGUAUGUCAGCAAAAUUACCCUUAGCAGAAAGGCUACGGCCAAAAACCUUAGAAGAGUACGUUGGGCAAAGCCAUCUGGUUGGGCCCACUGGAGUACUACGUGGGAGUAACGGUAAAACCAGUUUGGCUCGUAUUAUUGCAGCUUCCACUCAUAACCGAUGUGUUGAACUGAGCGCCACUUCCAGUGGAAUAAGCGAGUGCAGAAAGGUUUUCGAAGAGGCUAGGAACGAGAUGAGACUCACGAAGCGCCGUACAGUAUUAUUCUGUGACGAGAUACACAGGUUCAAUAAAUCACAGCAAGACGCGUUUUUGCCCUACGUGGAGCGUGGAGAUAUCAUCUUAAUAGGAGCCACGACGGAAAACCCGAGUUUCCAGCUGAACAGUGCGCUGCUGUCAAGAUGUCGAGUUUUUGUACUAAACAAACUAGAUAAUGAGGAUUUGGCCAAAGUGGUUAACCGAAGUCUCCUAUUGGUGAAUCGGGUUAGAAAGCUAGUGUACAAUAUGCCAGUUUUACGACUGACGACGGAAUCUUUACAAUAUAUUAUUGGUGUUGCAGGGGGUGACUCAAGGACAGCACUGAAUUUGGUUGAAAUGGUUGAUUCUCACUAUCAAAAGAAUGAUGAUACCACUGCUGCCUCCGUUGAAGUGGACCCAUCGACGUUGAGGGAAGUGCUUCGCUCCACGCAUGCAGUUUACGAUAGAGUCGGAGAUCAACACUACGAUGCAAUUUCGGCCUUUCACAAAUCAGUCAGAGGUUCCAAUGUAGAUGCAACUUUAUACUACCUUGCGAGAAUGCUACAUGGGGGAGAGGACCCACUGUAUAUUUCAAGACGAAUGAUCCGUAUGGCCUCUGAGGACAUUGGAGUUGUAGACGACUCUUGCUUGCCAUUUGCAGUCGCAACUUUCGAUGCUGUCCACAAAGUGGGACUACCCGAGGCUGAUGUCAUGUUAGCGCAUUGUGCUUAUAAGCUUGCGACCGCAGCCAAGAGUGUUUCUAUCUAUAGAGCUUGGAAUAAAGUGAAAGCAAAAGUCGCUCAGGACGCCAAUUUUGCUGGAGCUCCAAUUCCUAUGCAUCUUAGAAAUGCUCCUACCAAACUUAUGGAAGAACUUGGAUACAGCAAGGGUUAUAAAUACAACCCAGACUUCAAGGAGGGUAAGGUCGUUCAAGAAUAUCUUCCUUCAGAAAUCAAAGAUGAAACUUUCUACGAAGACAGACAUUUGGGUGACGUGGUUGAUUCUGAUUUGGAAGCUAAUGGAAACAGUUGA
Komagataella phaffii GS115 is the source of this 1578-nucleotide messenger RNA. RefSeq names its product Protein with DNA-dependent ATPase and ssDNA annealing activities involved in maintenance of genome. The record is from RefSeq and is a predicted model, not a curated record. The transcript is spliced from 2 exons. Gene Ontology annotation, cellular component: nucleus. The coding region runs from base 1 to 1578 and encodes 525 amino acids. Gene Ontology annotation, biological process: DNA repair; DNA-templated DNA replication; regulation of DNA repair. Gene Ontology annotation, molecular function: DNA binding; ATP binding; enzyme activator activity. NCBI's taxonomy places the organism in Eukaryota, Fungi, Ascomycota, Pichiomycetes, Pichiales, Pichiaceae.